Cynara cardunculus var. scolymus (artichoke) is the source of this 2846-nucleotide messenger RNA. Its product is annotated as potassium channel SKOR-like. The record is from RefSeq and is a predicted model, not a curated record. Gene Ontology annotation, molecular function: protein binding; voltage-gated potassium channel activity. Gene Ontology annotation, biological process: potassium ion transport; transmembrane transport. NCBI's taxonomy places the organism in Eukaryota, Viridiplantae, Streptophyta, Magnoliopsida, Asterales, Asteraceae. Gene Ontology annotation, cellular component: membrane. The transcript has 13 exons. Bases 243 to 2780 code for a protein of 845 amino acids.
UUUCUCGUGACAUUUUUGUCUUUUCGAACAGUUAAUACCCUAGUUUAAUCCCAUUGAUUUGCUGCCCCAGUGAGUACGUAGAUCACUCACUCCAUCAUUCAAUCAAUCAAUUUGGUCGGUAGUCGAUACGCAUUGACCUAUGAAAACAUCGAUGUAUGUAAAUUUAUAAGUUUGAUCCAUUGAUCAAGCAGCUUACAUUUUGGUACAGUUGGUGAUGCUAAUUUGAUUGGAUUCAUAGAAUCAUGAGGAUUGGUACGUUGACAGUGGAGGAGAGAGAAGAGGAGAGGGAGAGGCAGAGGAAGAAGGCGGUGGAGGAUGAGGAUGAGGAUGAAGUGGUGGCGGAGGAGUAUGUGGUGGAGGACGUUCGGGAUCACGAUCACGGGAGGUUAGCAAAACGUCGGAGUCGGUUCACGUUAUUGGCAGGAGAUUUAGGGCUAGAUCCGACUCGUAGAGGUUUCAACACAGAGAAAUUCAUCGAUGGCAUCAGAGGAUGCUCCCCUGGUCUCUUCAUCCAUCCUCAAAACAGUUGGUACCGAGCUUGGGAGAAAUUCAUAUUAAUAUGGGCAGUGUACUCUUCUUUCUUCACACCUAUGGAAUUCGGUUUCUUCAGGGGAUUACCUGAAAACCUCUUUUUCUUGGACAUAGCUGGUCAGGUAGCUUUCCUGGUCGACGUUGUUCUACAAUUCUUUGUAGCCUACAGAGACAGUCAGACCUACAAAAUGAUUUCUAGUGGCAAUCUGAUUGCUGUUCGGUACCUCAGAUCUCAUUUUGUGUUUGAUAUACUUGCCUGUAUGCCUUGGGAUAACAUCUACAGGGCUUCUGGAAGAAAAGAAGAAGUGAGGUACCUUUUGCUAAUUAGGUUGGUUCGAGUACGCAAAGUUCUAGAAUUUUUUUCAAGGCUGGAGAAGGACAUACGGGUUAACUAUCUGUUCUCAAGGAUCAUAAAACUUAUUGCUGUUGAACUCUAUUGCACACAUACGGCAGCAUGCAUAUUCUAUUAUUUGGCUACAACUCUGCCAGCAGUUGAAGAAGGAUACACCUGGAUUGGGAGUCUUAAACUGGGUGAUUAUAGUUACUCAAGCUUCAGAGAAAUUGAUAUUUGGAAGCGCUAUACAACAUCCUUAUAUUUUGCUAUCAUUACUAUGGCUACAGUGGGUUAUGGGGAUAUCCAUGCAGUCAAUUUGAGAGAGAUGAUAUUCGUAAUGGUCUAUGUCUCAUUUGACAUGAUUCUUGGUGCUUAUUUGAUUGGUAACAUGACAGCCUUAAUUGUGAAAGGAUCAAAAACAGAAAGAUAUAGGGACAGAAUGACAGAUCUCCUUAAAUAUAUGAACAGAAAUAGACUUGGAAGAGACAUACGCAAUCAGAUCAAAGGUCACCUGCGAUUACAGUAUGAGAGCAGCUACACUGAUUCUGCUAUUCUUCACGACCUUCCAAUUUCUAUACGUGCCAAGAUAUCUCAAACUCUCUAUAAGUCAUAUAUUGGAAAUGUUCCUCUUUUCAAGGGAUGCUCCUUGGAAUUCAUCAAUCAAAUUGUAACUAAAGUGCACGAGGAGUUUUUCCUCCCAGGGGAAGUAAUUAUGGAACAAGGCAACGCGGUUGAGCAAAUUUACUUCAUCUGCCAUGGUGAGCUGGAGGAAAUUGGUAUAGGUGAAGAUGGAUCUGAAGAGACUGUAUCCAUUCUAAAACCUCACAGCUCAUUUGGAGAAGUUUCUAUUCUGUGUAACAUUCCCCAACCUUAUACAGUUCGAGUUUGUGAGCUUUGUAGGCUUCUUCGGCUUGACAAACAAUCUUUCUCUAAUAUCCUUGAGAUAUAUUUUCAUGAUGGGCGAAAAAUUCUGAACAAUCUAAUAGAGUUUAAGGCAACUGAUGAUCGCAUGAAGCAAUUAGAGACGGAUAUUAUAUUGCAUAUUGGAAAACAAGAGGCAGAGCUUGCGCUGAGGGUCAACAGUUCGGCUCAUUAUGGUGAUCUGUAUCAACUUAAAAGCUUAAUUCGAGCUGGAGCUGACCCAAACAAGAAAGAUUAUGAUGGAAGGACACCAUUGCAUCUUGCUGCAUCAAAAGGAUAUGAAGAUAUCACUCUUUUCCUUAUUCAAGAAGGUGUUGAACUUAAUGUUUUAGAUAAUUUUGGAAACACACCCUUAUUAGAAGCCAUCAAGAGUGGACAUGAUAAGGUGGCUUCCUUACUAGUCAAAGAAGGUGCCUCAUUGAAGAUAGAUGAUGCCGGUUGUUUCUUGUGUUCAACCGUGGCAAAAGGGGAUAUUGAUUAUAUCAGAAGGAUUUUAUGCAAUGGCAUUGAUCCAAACUCAAAAGACUUUGACUUCCGAACUCCACUUCAUGUAGCUGCGUCACAAGGAUCUUAUAUAAUAGUUAAGAUGCUGGUGGAAGCUGGAGCUAGUGUUCUAUCAAAGGACAGAUGGGGUAAUACUCCACUUGAUGAGGGGAGAAUGUCCGGAAACAAAUUGCUGAUCAAACUACUAGAAGAAGCAAAAUCUGUUCAGUUGUCGGAACUCCCCCAAGGCUCUCAAGAAAUAACAGACAAAAUGCAUCCGAGGAAAUGUACAAUAUAUCCAUUUCACCCAUGGGAAACAAAGGAAAAGAGCAGGUUUGGAGUAGUUGUAUGGAUUCCACGCACCAUUGAGAAACUCAUAAAAAUGGCAGCAGAGCAGUUGAAGUUGCAGCUUCACCCUGAUUCUUGUAUAGUAACCGAAGAUGCAGGUAAAAUUCUUGAUGUUGAUAUGAUUAUAGAUGACCAAAAGCUGUACUUAAUCACGGAAGAAUGAGUGUUGUGUAAUAUCAAUUUCUGUAACAUUGUCACACGAUUAUUGCAAUAUAAAUAAACUUUGUCC